CCCUGGAAAAAUUGUAAAACAAUUCUCAAGACAGGCUAGAGGGCGGAAGUGAGGACUCCAACAGCAGUGGACAAACAUUUCCCUUUCCUCUCAGAUUUCUCGCACCAUGGCGGCCCCUGCCCAGCAGCCUACUCAGCCUGGCGGCGGGAAGCGCAAAGACAAGGCUCAGUAUGUGUUGGCCAAGCGGGCUCGGCGCUGCGACACUGGCGGGCCCCUUCUGCUAGAGCCCGGGCUACAGGGCAUCCUCAUCACCUGCAACAUGAACGAGCGCAAGUCCGUGGAGGAGGCCUACAGCCUGCACAACGAAUACGGCCACGGCAUGUAUGGGCCGGAAAAGCUUACAGACAAGCAUCAGCAGCCCUCUGGAAUUGAGGGAGAAGAUGGUGAUGUGGAGGCUGCCUUGAAGAAAGAAGUUGGUGAUAUUAAGGCAUCUACAGAGAUGAGGCUAAGAAAAUUCCAGUCAGUGGCAAGUGGAGCAAAUAACGUCGUCUUCAUCAGGACACUUGGGAUAGAACCUGAGAAAUUGGUGCAUCAUAUUAUCCAGGAAAUGUACAAAACCAAGAAGAAGACGACUCGAGUUAUUCUACGAAUGUUACCCAUCUCAGGCACAUGCAAAGCUUUUUUAGAAGAUAUGAAAAAAUAUGCAGAAACAUUUUUGGAACCCUGGUUUAAAGCUCCGAACAAAGGGACAUUUCAGAUUGUGUACAAAUCUCGAAAUAACAGUCACAUGAAUAGAGAAGAAGUUAUCAGAGAAUUGGCAGGAAUAGUGGGCAACCUCAAUUCAGAAAAUAAAGUGAAUCUCACCAAUCCACAGUAUACGGUGGUAGUAGAAAUCGUCAAAGCUGUCUGUUGCCUGAGUGUUGUGAAAGAUUACAUGUUGUUGAGAAAAUACAAUCUCCAGGAGGUGGUGAAGAGCCCUAAGGAUCCAACACAGCUUAACUCAAAGCAGGGAAAUGGGAAAGAAACUAAAUUGGAAUCUGCUGACAAAUCAGAUCAAAACAACAUAGCAGAAGGAAAAAAUAACUAGCAGGUACCAGAGAAUACGGAGGAGCCGGGGCAGAUAAAACCAACGUCUAAUCCGCAGGAGGGAGGAGGCAAACCUGAACUUGCAAGUGAAGCCACAGAAGGAUCCAAGUCAAAUGAAAAUGCCCUCUCAUAGGAGGUCAUUUGGUGUUGAGGUGGGUUUUCCAACUGGGGUUCUGUGAGAUGUUGCUGGGGUUACACCUGAAAUUCUGACUAAAAACAGUUUUUUAUUUG
This is a messenger RNA of Cebus imitator (Panamanian white-faced capuchin), 1257 nucleotides long. Its product is annotated as THUMP domain-containing protein 1-like. Gene Ontology annotation, molecular function: RNA binding. The transcript has a single exon. NCBI's taxonomy places the organism in Eukaryota, Metazoa, Chordata, Mammalia, Primates, Cebidae. Gene Ontology annotation, biological process: tRNA modification. The record is from RefSeq and is a predicted model, not a curated record.